CAACGGAUCAGCAUCGCUAACAAAAAUCCCCUCGAAUUUCGCGCAAACUUGGUGGCGAAUUGUUCCUUCGUAAGCUUUGCCAAAGAGACAGGUCCUAAGAGUGCCGUUUACCGGAAACGUAGUGCAUUGUGUCAUUUUGUGGCCCGUAUCCGGUUACGUGACAAUGGACUCGGCAGACGAACGGCUCCGUUCAUUCAUGCUGUGGCCAGAUUUCUCCGCCGUAGGUUCCGUGUUGGCCAACGACGGCUUUUAUGCAGUGCCCGGAGGUCAACCGAGGGUGAAGUGCCACAGUUGCGAUUUGGUAGUGAUAUUGCACUCUAACGAUAGAACAAACGUGUCCCACGUUAAAGAAAUACACCGAACCCGGAGUCAACCCUGUGCGUUUCUGCUUGGCCAGGAGCCCACCAACAAUACUCGGUCCCAAAGUCCCAGCGAAAUGAAGGAUGAGCAGAAAAGGUUGGAGUCUUUCGUGAACUGGCCCGUUGCGUUCAUGCAACCGACGGCAUUGGCCAAGGCCGGUUUCUACUACACGCAGCGCUCAGACGAGGUGGAGUGUCCCUGGUGUUUCGUCGUGAUCGGUCGCUGGGAAGUAGGAGACGAUCCGUUCACAGAGCAUGCUCGGUUUUUCCCGUCCUGCCAGAAGGUGAUCGCUAAUGCUCUUGUUAGCUCCGAUCCACCACCGGACCCCUCGAUCGGCAUUCAGCCCGUGCAGCUCCCGCACAAUCCCAGGUACAGCUCGCUCGAUGCGCGCAUCCGCUCGUUCGAAAACUGGAACCACGAAGAUAUACAGCGUGGCACAGGGCUGGCGGAGGCCGGUUUUUACUAUCUCGGCGAAGCGGAUGAGGUGCGCUGCUUUCACUGCGACGGCGGGUUACGCCUGUGGCUUCCGACAGAUGAUCCAUGGUUCGAGCAUGCCCGUUGCUUCGCUGACUGUCAGUUCCUUCUGCUCGUCAAGGGCCAACAGUUCGUGGAGAACGUGCAGGGACGGGUGGCCCAGCAGACAGAAGGCCAUCCAGAGCAGCAGCACCAACAACAGGGUGCAACCCAAAGCAUCAGUGUUGUAGAUGCUCACGCUCUUAUUACGCCCCGUCGUAUGACCCUGGACGACGCUCUCACAACCGAACCAGUUCAAAUGGCCCUUCAGAUGGGGCUAAACAUUGGGCGCAUUCGUGCGGCCACAAUGCGUAAGCUGCACACCACUGGAGAGCCGUAUCUCAACUCCCAGCAACUUGUCGAGGCGAUACUAGAGGAUCAGCUCGAAGAGGAGGACAUUGAACCGUCCACCUCCUCGUGGAUGGGCCGUCGAUUUCUUUCAAUGGAUGUGCCUUGCCGACGGGAACAGCAGCAAGAGAGAGCAGGCUCCACGAAAGAAUGUUCCCACGCUUCUUUGCGUGCCGCAACUGAUUGCGAACCCGAGAAGCGACCCGAAGUACCUGAGCCGAAUGGGCAAAACACACUCACUGAAGAGGCAGCCCAGCGGCUGCAGGAGGAAAACAAGCGACUGAAGGAUGCACGAGAGUGCAAGAUCUGCAUGUCUGAGGAAGUGGGUGUCGUUUUCUGUCCUUGCGGACAUCUGGUCUCGUGCGUCCAGUGUGCACCGGCCGUGCUUAGCUGCCCCGUGUGCCGGGCCACGAUUAAGGGAAGAGUUCGAACGUUCCUGUCUUAAAACAAAAUUCUUCCGCAACACUCCGGAUGCGACCCUUACAUAGGGGUCGCUCGCAGCGCUCAGGACUUCUCGAGCCUAGUCUUUGGGAUUCUCCGGGCACAAGGCUACAUUUUUGCUGCUGUAGUUCGAUAUCCUCAACCACGUGGGAUAUCAACGGUGGCGUUCUGUAAAUGUCACUUUAUAGUAUAAGCGAACUGGUUUUGUUUGUGAAACACAAGCGGACGAGACGUGUGUCAACGUGAGAUCUUAGAAUUAGAAGAAGAGCGCAAGUACUGAACAAUUCGAAAUGAAAAAAGAUUGAACUGUAUUGAAUACCUUACAUAGGGAAUGCCGGAACUACCCGAAUUCUGUAAUCGAUAUGAAAUGCUUUAGCUAAAAUAAAGC
Molecule: messenger RNA, 2050 nt
Organism: Anopheles bellator
Lineage: Eukaryota; Metazoa; Arthropoda; Insecta; Diptera; Culicidae
Gene: Diap2
Product: death-associated inhibitor of apoptosis 2
Exons: 3
Coding region: 164-1666 (500 amino acids)
Biological process (GO): negative regulation of apoptotic process; regulation of cell cycle; positive regulation of protein ubiquitination
Cellular component (GO): nucleus; cytoplasm
Molecular function (GO): cysteine-type endopeptidase inhibitor activity involved in apoptotic process; ubiquitin protein ligase activity
Source: RefSeq, a predicted model, not a curated record